CACCAAAAAAUUUCCAAUUUCAUUUCAUACAGAGAUUUUCUCAUAAAUUGUUCAAUCUCUAAUGGAAGAAGCAAAUGAGAGAGAGAAACUGACACUUGUGACCCGAAAAUCCUGUUUCGGACUACCCACUUCUUGCCCUAACUGUUUACCUGUUUACGUUUACCUCAAAUUCUCCGCGACUCCAUUUGAUUUGGAUUUCAAUCUCAAUAACCCUGAUUCUGAUCAAAUACCUUAUGUCGAAUCUGGUACAUACGUAGCCUACAACAAUGAGAAGGGUGGAGUUAUCCGCAGUUUAAGCGAAGAUGGUUUUGUUGAUUUGGACUCUCAAGUCCGUGGUAUACCUGAAUGGAUAUCAGCAAAGGCUAUGGUUGAUUCAUGGCUUGCAGAUGCCACUAUUUAUGAACUCUGGGUGGGUUCUGACGGAACUUCCGCACACAAGAUUUACUAUUCAGAUCUCCCGUGGCCACUUGGAAAAAUCUUGUACUUAAAGCAAGUUCAUGUUGUGAAACAAAUUCUUGGUAUUACAAAAGAAAAUGCUGAAAGAAGAGAGGAAGAGAUUUACAGGAAUGCCAAUGAUGCCUUUAGUGCUUUAUCAACUAGAUUAGGGGAGCAGGCUUAUUUCUUCGAAAACAGGCCGACAAGUUUGGAUGCAGUUUUCCUCGGUCAUGCACUUUUUACACUGUAUGCAUUGCCUGAAACUUCAGUGCUCCGAAGCAAGCUCUUGGAACAUGAUAAUCUUGUAAGAUACACUGAGAAGUAUAAAAGUGAACUGGUAGAUUCUAGCGGAUCAUCAUCUUCCGGUACACAUUCCCAGAGUGAUCCUUCUUCAUCUGUGCCAAGGCGUCCUUCACAAUGGAGUUCGAAACCCAAAAGCAAGCCCAAGAGGGAAAAAACUGAGGAAGAGAAAAAGUUCCGUAGAAGGGCUAAAUAUUUUCUGGUCACUCAGCUAGUUGCAGUUUUAGUUUUCCUCUCCCUCCUUGGAGGAUCUGAUGCUGCUGAAGUGGAGCUUGAUGAAGAUGAUGAUGGUGCGGAUUAUGAUUGAGCAGUGAGCGUGGGCGCCUUGAUCUUCACUUUCGAGAGUAGUUUAGACUCAAGACUCUUGUAGUAUCCCUCUUUAUAAUUUGGAAAAUUUUGAAUUUUUCCUGGUGCCAUGAAUUAUGGCAUCACUGUAGAAUAAAUUGUUUUUCUUCAAUCAUAAAUCGUGGUCUGAGUUGCACCCUUCAGAAAAAUAGGGUAACGGACAAAUACGAGAGAUGGAAAUUACAGUUUCUUUCAAACUUUUGAUGAUUUACUA
Solanum lycopersicum (tomato) is the source of this 1294-nucleotide messenger RNA. RefSeq names its product metaxin-related protein. Gene Ontology annotation, cellular component: SAM complex; mitochondrial outer membrane; cytoplasm. Lineage: Eukaryota; Viridiplantae; Streptophyta; Magnoliopsida; Solanales; Solanaceae. The record is from RefSeq and is marked validated. Gene Ontology annotation, biological process: mitochondrion organization.